Molecule: messenger RNA, 2156 nt
Organism: Synchiropus splendidus (mandarinfish)
Lineage: Eukaryota; Metazoa; Chordata; Actinopteri; Syngnathiformes; Callionymidae
Product: kappaPI-actitoxin-Ael3a-like
Exons: 4
Coding region: 207-728 (173 amino acids)
Molecular function (GO): serine-type endopeptidase inhibitor activity
Source: RefSeq, a predicted model, not a curated record
CUGCCUCAGAAGAACAGAUGAAGGGCUGGAGACCUUUGCACACUGGGUGGUUUUCUCUCGUAGAAAACAGAGGCCUCCACCGAUACUGUUCCUCAUCACUGAGGACGUGUGAGUCAUGUUACCACGUAAAUCACUUGAAGAAGCGCCUAGAAAUGAGUUUGUACUGUUCCAUUUGAAGCAACUGGGUAUGAACACAGACGUCCGUGAUGUCACUUCCUCUUUCAGGUCGCGAACUGCGCGUGGUGAUGAACACCAAUGACCCCGACUAUGAGCACAUCUACUCCAUUGAGUCCUACGACGAACCUCUGGAAGAGCUGCUGUACUUCACUCCCUCUGCCAACCAGAGUGAUGGUGAAACUGUUGGUGACGUUCCAAAGAAAAGAGACGGUAUUAAACCGGAUCGAUCCACCGGAGGUGAAAUACUGACAGCAGCACAAGUCGGUGGUCAGAAAACAGUUUCACUUAAAAAAGCAGGCAAAUCAAUACGGUCGAAAAGAAGCAUCGCCUUGGAAGGUAAACAAAAAGAAGUCUGCCUGCUGCCCAUGGAGGAGGGCAGCUGUGGGCGCUACACGCUGCAGUGGUACUUCAACAGUCAGGCUCGCGCUUGUCGGCCUUUCAUCUACAGUGGCUGCGAAGGAAAUGACAACCGCUUCCCGCAACUGGAGGCCUGUGAGGAAGUCUGCCUGGGCAAGGCAGAAGGUGCUACAUCGACAAAGACAACCUUGUGAUCAAGACUGAAACUCAGCCUCUUGUGUCGUCUCUGUUUCAAGUGGCGUUGUCUUUGAUUUUGUUUAUUUAUGUUGUUCUUUGAACUAAACCGUUCCAUCUUCUCACACACACACACACACACACACACACACACACACACCGGCCUGCUAAAAUCCAUGGAGUAUUUACACCAUAAUUACAGAAGAAGCUUUGUAGGACAACAUUUGAAUCUAUGUGUGGCAGCGACACUGAGUUCCUGAUGCAAAUAAUGUGGACGUGACAAGAGACCAGAGUGUUGACACGCCGAUUGGAAUUAGCCAUUGAAGUACAUGAUACAAGGCAGCAAUACUCCCAACAAUAGAAUUUACAUUGAUAUGGCGUAAAAAUACCUAAUACCUACGACUACUUUAGUAGCUCCUCUAAGUUCAAGACCUGGGUCUGGUGUCAAGGGAUGGAGGGAGGAUGCUUGAUAGAUCAGGUGGUGAAGAGAGAGCUGAGUUGAUGGGGGACGUUGUGACCAUUGAUCUCCUGAGGUCACAGACUUGGCUGGUAACUCAAGAUCACAGAUGCAAGUGGCUGAACUGGGUAUUCUACUCUGGUUGGAGUCUCUCUUCCAGAUGAUGUGAAGAGAGUGAGGUCGUCAUGGCAACUGGUAGGAGGCAGAGACGAUGGAGAGGUGAUGUCUCACAGUUGACCUGGGAACUCUCUGAGGAGAGGUCCAGGCUUCUUUACUUCAGCAGCUGCGCCCACCACCUGAUCUUAAACAUGCUCUAUGAAAUGGAUGGAAAAACAAAACGCUUUUCUUAGUUUGUGACUACAAUAUUUGCAUUGAGGGGAAGACGCACCAAUGUUGAUGUUUCACUUUAAUAUCUUGGAAGGUCCAUCUGUGCUUUCAUUUGUCUUUGUGCCAUAAGCCAUUGUAAAAUAACAAAACUAAGAUGUGCUUAGACUAGCGUCUGUAUCAUACUGGUGGCAAAGGUUUGAUCAAUAUUUAUGGAUAUAGUAUCAUUUUUAAUAAGUACAAAAAAAGUGAAGCGUUGUUAGAUACGUAACUUAGCUGAGCUUCAGUCGAAACAAAGAAAAUAUAGCUGAAAAAAAAACAGAUGAUAAGACAAAAGGAAUCAUAUUUUAAAAUGUUCACUUUAUUUUUUUAUAUUUUCAGAAGUGACACUGAUAUCAGUAUUUUAAAUCGUUGCCGUCUAAUCCGACCCUGCAUGUGAGUUCCUGUUGAAUUAAACUGUAAUUAUUUGAGAACCAAAGAGUGUCAGUAAAACCCACUGCUUUUGUUGACCCCAUAAGAAACCGUUGAGUCAACAUGGUGUACAAUACUUUUGUUUUGUUAAAUACUGUCCAGUUCUGUUGUUUACCUGCAGGAAAAAAAAAGGUGCUAAAUAUUUGAUACAAAUGUUUAAAGCUUGUCUGUCUGUCAUGUGAGGGGAAAUUUUGCA